Messenger RNA from Caenorhabditis briggsae, 630 nucleotides. Bases 1 to 630 code for a protein of 209 amino acids. The transcript has 3 exons. The record is from RefSeq and is a predicted model, not a curated record. Lineage: Eukaryota; Metazoa; Nematoda; Chromadorea; Rhabditida; Rhabditidae.
AUGCUGCUGAGAUUUCUAAUUUUUACCCAGAUUUUUUUGAUAAAAAAUAUGGAAAUGUGUUUGCCUGGACGGAACAAAUGUACCAUGAAUAAUUGUUAUAUGGUUCCUCCAUCUCCACCAUCCUAUGCUAUGGCUCCAAUGCUCCAAAUGUCAGCUCCACCCACUCUUCGAGAUUCCUAUGCACUGGCUCCACCCCCUCCACCCCCGCCACCUCCCCCAUCUCAUCAUUCCCCAUUUAUAUCCCAUAAUUCAGUAAUGAUGGCAUCUCAAAUACCAUUUUUAUCCGCUUUGGACCCUCCGAUUCCCUCAAUUUCGUCAUCUGCAUUUCCUCAGCCAAUCGAUAAUUCGAUAAUCGAUUCUGAUGCGCACAAAAGUCAAUACGAAGUGCCACGAUGGGAUCGUCAAGAGCCGGAAUACAAGCAUCUAGAUGAGACGGACGCCGUCGUUGUGGCUCCAGAUGUCAUUGUUGCUGAUAUUGUUGAUGAGAAGAGUUCGGAUAGUGAGAAAGUGGAAAAAAUACAUGAAAAUGAGAGAUUGGCAAGGAUGGACUUGAAAUAUGAGGAGCCGGAGCCAACACCAUUUGAGAACGGGACCGUCAUUUUCCAUGCUUGGUUUGUUCGGAAAUUAUGA